UUAAGAAGGUUGUUCGGUAGCUCAGUUGUAUCGCUGGAUUCGUUCGACACAUUCCUGCUCCCGUCAUGACUCAAGAACUGUACAGCCGCUUCCCUAAAGAUGACGAUCUGUUGAAGGAGUUCCGGAACAGAGCUCUGACGGAAUUGAGAAAGACCCCCGAUCUAUUCUACAAGUACGAUGUUUGCAAAUUCGAAAGAGACGAUUUGUACGCUCACAGGUUUUUGGGUCAUCAAUUUUUUUUGAAGGAGGACAAGAAAACUCUACUUGAUAGAUCAGUCAAGAUGGUAAUAAAGAGCUUCAAAUGGAGAAAACAAUUCGGAGUACAAAAUAUCAAGCAUCAAGAUCUUCCCGAUGAAUAUUUUGAUAGAAAGAGUUGUAUCCGUCUGAAGGAAGACAAAUUGGGUCGACAAGUGGUGGUCAUCAAAGUCAACACCCUGAGGAAGACUAAAUCUGGAGAAAGGCCAAUAGGAGAGAAAUUUCUGAUAUACUGGAUAGAAAAUAUCUUCCAGACAAAUGAAAAUGGUAUCACAGUCAUCAUCGAUUGUUCCGACGCUACACUUAACAAUGUGAACAUGGAUUUAGUCGACUUUGCUAGAGCCAUACUCAAAAAAUACUACCCGGCAUACCUAGGUUAUUUUCUGGUGUUUAAAUUCCCCAAAAUCUUCGAGGUAUCUUUGCUCACUUCCUCUUCGAUAUGA
Messenger RNA from Centruroides sculpturatus (bark scorpion), 698 nucleotides. RefSeq names its product motile sperm domain-containing protein 2-like. The transcript is spliced from 7 exons. Lineage: Eukaryota; Metazoa; Arthropoda; Arachnida; Scorpiones; Buthidae. The coding region runs from base 66 to 698 and encodes 210 amino acids. The record is from RefSeq and is a predicted model, not a curated record.